GGGUGCAUUGAUUGCUGUUUUGUUCUCCAGAUAGAGAGAAAAAUUGCGGUGGAACUUAGGAAGAAGUAGAAGAAGCCAUGACAAGGUCUGUGUGUGAGUUCUUGUAUGAGCUCUACGCCAAGACAAUAGUCCUUGUAACAUACAUGCUAAUACAACUUAUCCUUAUCAUACGCUACCUUAAGUCAAACACACCUGCAAUAUCAACCACCCAAUACCUCAGUUUCAUCGAAGAGAAGAACCCCGCCAUUCGUUACACCACAAGACUCAAGGCAGAGCACAUAGACUGCAGAGUUUGUCUCUCUGAAUUCCAGGAAGGGGAGAAGGUCAGGAACCUCAACUGCAGACACACUUUUCACAAGGAUUGCUUGGACCAGUGGUUGCAGCAAUACUGUGCUACUUGCCCACUUUGCAGGCACAAGGUCUUGCCAGAUCAUGUUGUCGCCAACUACAACCUCCUUCAAAAUCAGGUACAAGAAGAAGAAGAAGACUACGAUGGCAAUGAUCACCAACUCAUCUUUUUCUUAUCUGCAUUAAGGGGUGGUAGCACUUGGCACACAUAUCUCUGAUCUGCUUUCAUAUACACUACCACUCAAAGGGAUUUGUUCUUCCUGCUCCUCCCCUUUUCGGUACUAUUCAUUCCUUCACAACAAUAUUCAUUCAUGCAUCCUUAGAUUUUUGUACCUUUUCCUCUUUCCAACAUCCAAGCUUAUAUAUAUAUAUAUAUAUAUAUAUAGUAAAAGAUAGACUCUAGCUACUUUCCCUGUUAAUCAGCAUAAGUCUUCCUUGUUUAACUCUGAAUUUCGGUUUGGUGCAUUUUGGAAACGGUUUUAGUUCGAUGCUGCAGAGUCCACAUCGGACAUACACCAAAAUGGAGAUGUAUUUCAAAAGCCUCUCUUUUUCUUUCUCAAGAGAUGACAGUGUUUCAAUUCAAAACAGAGAAAGCAAAAGCUUUGCACUUCAAAAGUUCUGAACAAAAGGGUCGAUGGUUGUUGUUGUUGUUGUAGUGAUUAGACACUUCACAUUAUAGGAAAAACCUUGUAACAGAACUUGUGUGAGAAAACUUGUUGGACCAAUAUCAAUCAUGAUACUGCUAACAAGUUUAGUUCAUAGUGUAGUAUAAUAAUAAUAAUAAUAAUAAACUGAAAAUAAAUACAAAAUGGAGACUGUGUUUGUUCCACUCAAGAUGGAGUAAAAAACCUUACAUGUUUCUCAAAGAGGUAAACUGUUGAGGUAAAUUGUUGAAGUGCAGGGAACAGUAGUAGUAGGAGUAGGAGUAGAUAGACAUUGAAAUGGUGCAAUAAUAAGUGGUAGGUGAAAAGGUUAAAUGAUUUGUUGAUGCAUAUGACGUAGAAGAGAAUUCUCAGAAGUGAGACAGAGCUAGCUUUAUCAUUAUGGGAAGAGUCCCCACAAGGCUGUGGUAGUCACAUGCAAGAGCACAGGAAUUAGCUGUCAGCACUCAUUCUAUCUUUUACCGUCGACAACUUCAUUAUUUCAAAGGUUUAUACAUAACAAUUCUACAACAUUUGAAGGUCAUAGAAAUUAUAGAAAGAGAGUUGACGUA
Messenger RNA from Vigna angularis (adzuki bean), 1561 nucleotides. RefSeq names its product E3 ubiquitin-protein ligase RHA2B. The record is from RefSeq and is a predicted model, not a curated record. The transcript has a single exon. The coding region runs from base 78 to 566 and encodes 162 amino acids. NCBI's taxonomy places the organism in Eukaryota, Viridiplantae, Streptophyta, Magnoliopsida, Fabales, Fabaceae.